Coregonus clupeaformis (lake whitefish) is the source of this 1546-nucleotide messenger RNA. It is a transcript of the gene aasdhppt, whose product is annotated as aminoadipate-semialdehyde dehydrogenase-phosphopantetheinyl transferase. The coding region runs from base 270 to 1163 and encodes 297 amino acids. Gene Ontology annotation, cellular component: cytosol. Gene Ontology annotation, molecular function: holo-[acyl-carrier-protein] synthase activity; magnesium ion binding. The record is from RefSeq and is a predicted model, not a curated record. NCBI's taxonomy places the organism in Eukaryota, Metazoa, Chordata, Actinopteri, Salmoniformes, Salmonidae. The transcript has 6 exons.
AUGUGUUAUAGCUAGCAUGUUCUUAAAGUGAAGCAAACACUACUGUUCAGGAGGUGACAUUCUGUGUUAUCAAGCGCUCAUGCGUUGCUAGCUAACUAUGUUUUUUGGUUUGCGGCAUUUACAGUGCUUAAAAUGCCGACACACUUACCUCACAGCUAGUUAACGUUACUCCACAAAGCUGUCAGUGUUAGCCAGCUGCAUUACGAGAGGUAACGUUAGCUAAAAGCGGAACGUCGGUCUACGCGUUCUUAGCACUGAAACUGGCCGUCAUGGGAGGCGUGCGCUGGGCGUUCCGGUGUGGUUCGUGGACGCCGACCCGCUCUGAGUGGCUGCUGGCGGCCCGGUGUGUGCAGCACGAGGAGAAAGAGCGAAUCGGACAGUUCAUGUUUGCCAAAGAUGCCAAAUCAGCCAUGGCUGGCAGGUUGUUGUUGAGGAGGUUGGUGUGUGACAGGAUGGGUGUUCCAUGGGCUGACAUCCGCCUGGAGCGUUCUCCCAGAGGAAAGCCCUACCUGGCCAGCCCAGCCUGCUCCAGCCCUGAAUCCGUGGGCUGGAGUUUUAACAUCUCCCACCAGGGUGACUAUGCUGUGCUGGCUGCAGAGCAGGGGCUGCAGGUCGGGGUCGACGUGAUGAAGACCAACAUGCCAGGUAGCAGUUCUGUCCCAGAGUUUUUCCGUAUCAUGACGAGGCAGUUUACGGAGUAUGAGUGGAUUGUUAUCCGCGGAGCAGGAUCAGAAUGGGAGCAACUGACCAUGUUCUACAGACACUGGGCGUUGAAGGAAAGCUUCAUCAAGGCGAUUGGCACAGGGCUGGGCUUUAACCUACAGAGGGCAGAGUUUCACCUCUCACCUGAGCCAAUAGCAGAGGGCAAGGUGUGUCGCCGGACCACAAUGCACCUGGACGAAGAGGAAGAGGAGGUCUGGACCUUCGAGGAGAGUGUGUUGGGUAAGGACCACCAUGUAGCUGUGGCACUGGGACCAAACCAUACAGUCAGAUCUGUGACUCCCCCUGCCCUCACCUCUCCUCCCCCCUCCUUCACCUUCCUCUCCUUCAGUGACCUCAUCAGCAUGGCCACACCCCUCUUUGAAGAAGACUCCGCCUACUGGGAGAGCUUCCAGAAUAAGGCUGAAGCCCCGGAAAGACAGAGACUCACGCCUAUAGUAUGAGGAAGACAGGUUAGGGUAGGACUGUGGGUAGAGUAAUCUGAUCCUAGAUCUGUGGUUAGUGGAGACAUCAACCUGACCAUGGAAACAAUUGUACUGGUGAGGUGGAGUGGUCAAUGGGCGGAUAGGUGAUGUCACUCCUGUUGAUCUCCAUGCAGGAUCGUACGGGAACAGUCAGUGAACAGCAGGGUUGGUGUUACUGAGGUACCUGGAGGUGCUGGCCACUUACACAACAAAUCAGGUUUAAGCAUUAAAAUAACGUUGGUCCACAGACCAACCCCAGAGUCAAUGUGUUAGUCAAAUGCCAGUGAUGAGAAAUGUUCCACUACUACCAAUUGCUCUUAAUCAUGGUAUUUGAUGAUAAUAAAGCCAUCACAGUAAUACUA